UAGAGAAUACUCUUUGCGCUCUAUAUAAGCUCUGUGCAAACAAACAUCUCCCUACUGGUUUAUAAUUGGGCUUUUUGAGCUCUGCCUUGUUUAUCCAAAAUGGAGAACAGUGCAACAAGCUGCGGUGCAGGAGUGGCUUGGUGGUGGCCAUAUGUACUUUUUCCCCUCACUUAUAGGGAGACCAACUUAUAUAGCCUGGGGAAUAUUCAGAAAGAUGAUAGUAUCUGUUCAUUGAAGCAAUACGUGGGGAUGCUGGUUUUCGCUUUGCUUUGUGCAGUUAUCAUCUCCUGGUGGAGUCCCGGAGGAUGUGCCUGGGCCGGGAAGAAGAAGAAGAAGAUGAUUCCAGGGCCCAGAGGAUGGCCAAUUAUCGGAAACUUAAUUGAAAUGAGUGGCGGCCAUGCUCACCGUGCGCUUGCCAAAUUGGCCACGACUCACGGGGCAAAGAAGCUGAUGGCCUUCAGCUUGGGCUCAACCCCAGCAGUCAUAACGUCGGACCCAGAGGUGGCAAGAGAGCUGUUAAGCUCACCCCACUUUGCGGACAGACCCCUCAAACAAUCUGCCCAGCAGCUCAUGUUUGGGAGGGCAAUAGGCUUUGCACCCAACGGCCACUACUGGAGGACGCUUCGUAGGAUGUCCGCUUCUCAUCUCUUUAGUCCACGAAGAAUUGCUGCUCAUGAGGCUGGGCGUCAGGCGGACUGUCUGAAAAUGUUAUCUGAUAUACGCAGUGAGUGGACAUGCAAGGGUGCCGUAAAGCUCCGCCCACAUCUUCAAAUGGCGGCGCUCAACAAUAUCAUGGGAAGUGUGUUCGGUACAAGGUUGGGUGGUGAUUUAGAAGGAAGCGAGGUGAGGGAGAUGGUGGAGGAGGGGUUUGAACUACUGGGAGCAUUCAACUGGGCCGAUCAUCUACCAUGGCUACGGAUUUUUGACCCCCUGCGAAUCCACGCCCGCUGCGCUGAGCUUGUACCUCGAGUUAAGGCUUUCGUCCAACACAUCAUCAACCAACAUAGACAGUCCACUUUGCCCAGAGACACAGCCGAUUCAGAUUUCGUGGAUGUACUCCUUUCGCUUCAAGACCAGGAAAACCUCCACGAUGACGAUAUCAUCGCGGUUCUUUGGGAGAUGAUCUUCCGGGGCACGGACACCGUCGCUUUAGUUACAGAGUGGACAAUGGCGGAAUUGGUAUUGAACGAGGAAGUACAGCGCAGAGCUCAGGCAGAAUUGGAUGCAGUCGUGGGGCGAGACAAAAGUGUGCGAGAUGAGGAUAUAGCAAGGCUUCCGUACCUGCAAGCGGUGGUGAAAGAGAGUUUGCGGAUGCAUCCGCCGGGGCCUCUGCUAUCAUGGGCCCGCCUGUGCACGGAGAGCGUUGAUAUAGCAGGCGGGAUGCAUGUUCCGGCGGGAACGACAGCCAUGGUGAACAUGUGGUCCAUCACUCACGACCCCGCAAUCUGGCAGUCGCCUCAAGAAUUCCAGCCGGAGAGAUUUCUUGAAGAGAAAGUAGACAUUCGGGGUAAUGACUUAAGGCUUGCUCCCUUCGGUGCAGGUCGGCGAGUGUGUCCCGGAAAGGCUCUGGGCCUCACUACUGUUCAUCUCUGGGUAGCGAAACUACUACACCAUUACAAGUGGACUCCUUCUCAACAACACCCUGUAGAUCUCACCGAGGUUCUCAAGUUGUCUUCCCAAAUGGUCACACCCCUUACUGCUAUUCCGACCACCACAAUCCCCUACUGAGAAAUUAUGUUUCAAAGAUAUCCUCCCUUUAUAUUUUUCAUAGUAAAGUUUAUAUGAUAGUCUAGAUUAGUUUGCCUAGCGACAAAUUGUUACAGAUUACCUUCAACGACAUUUGACUAGAUGCUUGUUUCAUAGUUGGCUUGCUGGAGUUUUUAUUCACAAAAUCUUGUAAGAGGAAAUAUGUGUACAAAACACGAUGUCAUUAUUACAGAUAAAUACGCUUGAUGAAGUUUUUUUUAA
Cryptomeria japonica (Japanese cedar) is the source of this 1968-nucleotide messenger RNA. RefSeq names its product cytochrome P450 78A4. Lineage: Eukaryota; Viridiplantae; Streptophyta; Pinopsida; Cupressales; Cupressaceae. The coding region runs from base 100 to 1728 and encodes 542 amino acids. The transcript has 2 exons. Gene Ontology annotation, molecular function: heme binding; oxidoreductase activity, acting on paired donors, with incorporation or reduction of molecular oxygen; iron ion binding. The record is from RefSeq and is a predicted model, not a curated record.